CAGUGAUAAAAGGGUGGAGAUCCCACCUCCUCUCGCUUCUCUUCUGAUGAAAGACUAGCGCCCUCAGGAAAGAGCCCCGCAGCGCCUGCCGCCUAACCCCGCCCACCCGAGAGCCACUGCCAAGCACUGCUCGAGGCGGGAGCCGCUCGCCCAAUGGCGGAGAGGCGCGUCCCGCCCAUGGCCCCGCCCCGCCCCUCCGUUGGAAAGCGCGCAUAGGCUGUUGGUGCUGUUGUCGGGUCCCGCCGACCUGUGCGGCAGUACCCUCGUCCAACUACGUUGUCACUUGUCCGCCUCGAAGCCGAACUGUCACCUGUGACCCUGGCAUGGGUUCGGGCCCCCUGCAGCCAGCCAUGAGAGGCUUCCCAGCCUGAUGGAGCCCUUGCCUGCCGUCCCCCACGCGCCCUCGGUCGAAGGCCGUCGUUGCCCUCGGGUCUUACCGCUCCCCCCACACCGUGUACCUCCAGAGUGGCUUCUUGUGAAGCAAGCGAGGGAGACCGUUCUCCAUAAAACUGCUUUGUACCUGCCGUUAUCCUUCUCAUAUCGCCCGGCACAGUGUUUUGCUAUACUUAGGAAUAAAGGUGCCUCCUCCAGCUCCUCUAAGUUUUGCCACUGCAGAGGAAUCCCAGGUCCAGCUGGUCAUGCACAAGGCAUCGAGCCCUGUCGCUCAACAGCCUGAUCGAAACAUCUUGUCAUAUGCACUCCUUGCUUUGGCAUGGAGGGAAGCAGAUCAGAAACUUCUGCAGCCGAAGCGAGCGAGGAAAUAAUUUAUACUUCUGUCAAAUUCUCUCAGACUCCUCUGUCAAGGGCCAAAGCUGGACGGGAAAGGAGAGGUAAGGAAGCUGGACAAGCUCCUUGUCUGUGGCCAGCAGUUGUGCUGGGCUUGGCUAUAGGCUUUGGGAUACUGAGCAUCUCCCUAGCGAUUGCUUUGACUUGGAAGAUGAGUGACUCCCACUCACGCUGCCCUGAGCAGUGGAUAGCCUACAGAUGGAGCUGCUACACCUUCUCCAAGGAGAAGAAGGACUGGCACUCCAGCCAGAAAUCCUGCUGGGCACAGGGAGCUGAUCUCCUGGUGAUCAGCGAUACCAGUGAAAUGGACCUGUUCAAGAGUAUUCAAACAGGGUGUUUCUGGAUUGGACUGAGGAACAGCACAGGCUCUGGCUGGAUUUGGGAAGAUGGCUCUGUAUUCAGUGGCACCAAGGUCCUCUCUAACAGCCCAGUGCAACACUGUGUUGUCCUGAUGAAAGAUCACUUUCAGGCCUCCAGCUGUGAAUACUCUGCUCCAUGGAUCUGUGAGAAAUCUCUUAGAUGAACCCCACGUGCAUUUUCAUCUCAUAGCCAUCUCGUCAGUGGUACAAGUGGAUCAUUGUCCUACAAACCAAAGCUCUAUACAAGACCAAGGACUUGCCCUUUCCACAGCCUCACAAAGGUGUUUUGCAGGGACAGGUUUGCUGCCCAGGAGGGUGAUUUAUCCUCAGUAAUAGCUCAGUCCACAUCUGUUGGGUUACUGGUUUUUUUGUGACCACAUGAGACCUGGGACAUAUUCCCUGCCCUCCCUAGUCUUUCCGUGUUUGUCCUAUAAGGGCAAACAAAAAUUCUGUCACAACAAAUGCUGGGUCUUCAGAUCUUUGAGGGUAAGCUGGCCAUUUUCCUCCAUUCCUGAGCCUCAGAUUGCAUUUCCAUUCCCUGCGCCUCCAUUGUCUGGUGCCAGCAGGACCGGGAAAACGAAGCCCGCUGUUCACUGCCAGAAACAGAUCCCAGUGGCAGGCCCUCUUUUUGCAUCCCAGUGCUAUGGGUGAGGGAGAAGGGGGUGAGACGAGACUACAGCUUCUGUAAAUCCAGCAGUGAAAAUAAACCUCCAAUACUGCACUGGA
Messenger RNA from Phalacrocorax carbo (great cormorant), 1871 nucleotides. Lineage: Eukaryota; Metazoa; Chordata; Aves; Suliformes; Phalacrocoracidae. The record is from RefSeq and is a predicted model, not a curated record.